ACCGCAACAUCUAUCAGAAUUUGUUUCUACUUGACAACAUGAUUAUGCUUCUUUCCAUUUUUGCCACGACACAAGAACAUAAUUUAACGACUAACCAAGAACAUAAUUUUUCUACUGCAGCAUUUCUGUUUUAUGCAGCUUUGGUAAUAACAGUUACUUUUAUCCUUAUCUUCCACUUCAUUCCUCUCUAUGGCCAGACACACAUAAUGGUUUAUAUCGGUGUUUAUUCCCUUAUAGGUUCUAUAACGGUUAUGAGUGUUAAGGCUCUUGGAAUUGUCAUAAAGUUAACAAUGUCUGGGAUGAAUCAGCUAAUUUACCCUCAAACUUGGGCAUUCUCUCUAGUUGUAAUUGUUUGUGUUCUUACCCAAAUGAAUUAUUUAAAUAAGGCAGUGGAUACUUUUAAUGCGGCAGUGGUAUCUCCCAUAUAUUAUGUUAUGUUCACAGCAUUUACCAUUGUGGCUAGUGUUAUUAUGUUUAAGGAUUUAUUGCAUAUGCCCUUAAUUAUGGACUCAUUACAUGGUGAGGAAGGUUUUAGCACUGCUUUAUGA
This is a messenger RNA of Glycine soja, 548 nucleotides long. RefSeq names its product probable magnesium transporter NIPA3. Lineage: Eukaryota; Viridiplantae; Streptophyta; Magnoliopsida; Fabales; Fabaceae. The transcript is spliced from 4 exons. Gene Ontology annotation, molecular function: magnesium ion transmembrane transporter activity. The record is from RefSeq and is a predicted model, not a curated record. Bases 39 to 548 code for a protein of 169 amino acids. Gene Ontology annotation, biological process: magnesium ion transport. Gene Ontology annotation, cellular component: membrane.